Messenger RNA from Scaptodrosophila lebanonensis, 831 nucleotides. It is a transcript of the gene Cpr66D, whose product is annotated as adenylate cyclase, terminal-differentiation specific. The transcript has 3 exons. Bases 1 to 831 code for a protein of 276 amino acids. Gene Ontology annotation, cellular component: extracellular matrix. Lineage: Eukaryota; Metazoa; Arthropoda; Insecta; Diptera; Drosophilidae. The record is from RefSeq and is a predicted model, not a curated record.
AUGCAACUAUUGCUUGUGGUGGCCACGGUCGCGAUUUGCGCCUGCAGCGGCAUUGCUGAAGCACAACAGGGCGUCGAUCCCGCCUAUUUGCGUCAGUAUUACCAACAAUUGCAGCAGCAACAACAACAGCAGCAGCAACAACAACAGGUCAACGAUGGCACUCCCAUAUAUGAGCAGAACUCGGAACAGACACAACAAUAUGUGAGUGCGGGUCAACAAAUACGGCUGAAGGAUACGGUGGCCGAGCAAAUACGCGCGCAACAGGCGCAAGGAUAUGUGGCACCAGCAGUAAGGGAUUAUUAUCAGUCGCAGCCACAGCAGGCGAUCUACCGACAACCGCAGGCGGCGCCUCCAGCUCGUCGCGUCCAGCCAGCCUACCAAGCGGCCGCAUCGCCGCUGCUCAGCAAAGGACACAGCAAGCUGCAACAGCAACAGCAUCUGCAGCAGCAACAGCAGCAGCAGCAGGCGGAGGAGGAGGAAUACGAUGAUCAAAAUUCCUCGUAUCAGUUUGGCUUCGAUGUGAAAGACGAUGAGUUCACCAACUAUCAGAACCGCAAGGAAGUACGCGAUGGUUCCGUCAUCAAAGGCAGCUACUCAGUAGUCGAUUCCGAUGGGUUUAUACGCACUGUCAAGUAUACAGCUGAUCCCAAGGAGGGUUUCAAGGCGGAAGUCAUACGCGAACCCACCGACAUUGUCGUGAAGAUCCCAACACCGGCCCCUCAGCAACUGCUGCGCGCAGGCGGCCACAAGUUGCAACAACAAGACUAUAGUGCCAAGCAGCAAUACCAUCAGCCCCAACAACAGCAGCCCCAAUACCAUCAAUACCAGUAG